GAGGCGCCGUUCCCGCCCCCUCCGCUCCUGCAGCCGCCACACAGGUUGCCCCCGGGAGCGUCUGAGGCGGCGCGGGCCGCUGCAGGCUCAGGCCAGGCGGCGAGCCACCCGAGCCGGCGUACGAGGCCCAGCCAGCCAGUCGCCCUGACCCCACCGCCCGAUGUCCUCAAGAUGGAGGCAGCGGGGGCGGCGGCAUAAAGAAAGCGGAGCUGUGGGCGCGGGGGCCCCGGCGGCCCGGGCGGCGGCAGUGGCGGGAUGGGGCUGCUGUUCAUGAUCCUGGCGUCGGCCGUGCUGGGUUCCUUCCUCACGCUCCUCACCCAGUUCCUGCUGCUGUACCGCAGGCAGCCCGAGCCGCCGCCGGACGAGGCAGCGCGCGCGGGCGAUGGCUUCCGGUACAUCAAGCCGGUGCCCGGCCUGCACCUCAGGGAAUACCUCUAUGGCGGCGGCGGGGCUGAAGAGCCCGCCAGUGGGUCGGCGGAGGGCUCCGGGAGCCCAACCUCGGCCCCCGAGACUCCCGCCUUGCCGACGCGGGAGACCUGCUACUUCCUCAACGCCACCAUUCUGUUCCUGUUCCGGGAGCUGCGGGACACUGCGCUGACCCGCCGCUGGGUCACCAAGAAGAUCAAGGUGGAGUUCGAGGAGCUGCUGCAGACCAAGACGGCCGGGCGCCUGCUGGAGGGGCUGAGCCUGCGGGAUGUGUUCCUGGGCGACACGGUGCCCUUCAUCAAGACCAUACGUCUCGUCCGGCCUGUGGUGGCCUCGGCCACCGGGGAGCCCGAUGGUCCCGAGGGGGAGACCCUGCCCACCACCUGCCCAGAGGAACUGGCCUUCGAGGCCGAGGUGGAGUACAACGGGGGCUUCCACCUGGCCAUUGAUGUGGACCUAGUCUUCGGCAAGUCCGCCUACCUGUUCGUCAAACUGUCCCGAGUGGUGGGGCGGCUGCGCUUCGUCUUCACCCGCGUGCCCUUCACUCACUGGUUCUUUUCCUUCGUGGAGGACCCGCUGAUAGACUUCGAGGUACGCUCCCAGUUUGAAGGGCGGCCCAUGCCCCAGCUCACCUCCAUCAUUGUCAACCAGCUCAAGAAAGUCAUCAAGCGCAGGCACACCCUGCCCAAUUAUAAGAUCAGGUUUAAGCCAUUUUUCCCAUACCAAACACCUCAAGGAUUUGAAGAAGAUGAAGAGCUUAUCCACAUACAACAUUGGGCACUUACUGAAGGCCGUCUUAAAGUUACGUUGUUGGAAUGCAGCAGGUUAUUCAUUUUUGGGUCCUAUGACAGAGAGGCAAAUAUUCAUUGUACACUUGAGUUGAGCACUGGUGUUUGGGAAGAAAAACAAAGGAGUUCUAUUAAGACGGUUGAAUUAAUAAAAGGCAGUUUACAAAGUGUUGGACUUACACUUCGUCUUGUUCAGUCAACUGACGGGUAUGGUGGGCAUGUCAUAAUUGAAACCGUGGCCCCAAACUCACCUGCUGCAAUUGCAGAUCUUCAGCGGGGAGAUCGACUCAUUGCUAUUGGAGGUGUGAAAAUUACCUCGACACUGCAAGUGUUGAAGCUUAUCAAGCAGGCCGGGGAACGAGUUUUGGUGUACUAUGAAAGGCCCGUUGGCCAGAGUAAUCCAGGUGUGGUGCUACAGGAUAAUCUCAGCCAGUUGGAAGAAAACUUUCUGUCCAGCUCAAGCCAACCAAGUUAUGAAGAGGAAGCUGUGGGGCUGGCAGUGGAUACUGAAAACAGAGACAUGGAUUCUGAAUAUGAAGACCUGGCAAGUGAUGUCAGAGUACAAAAUGAGUUCAAAGAUGAGGCACAACCACUAAGUCAUAGUCCCAAACGGACUCCAACAACACUUUCUAUUAAACCCCUCGGCACUGUAUCACCAGUUUUAAACCGUAAAUUAGUUGCAGGAAGUCACCCACCACCACCAAAAAUUUCUUCCAAAGAAGCAGCUAAACCAUUGGCCCUAAAAACUUCUGAGGUAACAGACCUAAUACAAGUGUCAAAACCCACCCAAGGAUCCACUUUUAAACCACCUGUGCCACCACGACCACAAGUGAAAGUUCCAUUGCCUUCUGCUGAUGCCCCAAGUCAGGCAGAACCAGAUACUCUUGUUGAAAAGCCAGAGAAGGUGCUGCUUCCUACUCCAGUAGACAAGUCUGCCGAAAAGCAGGUGAAAAGUGUAGAUCAGGUAGAAGAUUUGAGCACAUCUAAGCAGUUUUUAGCAAAGCAAGAAGUGGCUAAAGAUUUUACUUCAGAAAGUUCCUGCCCUACCAAGGACAAUACAGAUGACCGUCACACAUGGGAAUCAUCAGAAAUUCUUUAUCGUAAUAAGCUAGGAAAAUGGACAAGAACCAGAGCAUCCAGUUUGUUUGACAUAGAACCCUGCCACCGAUACCUAAACAUUGCACUGUGGUGUAGGGAUCCUUUCAAGUUGGGGGGUCUCAUCUGUUUGGGACAUGUAAGUUUAAAGCUUGAAGAUGUGGCCCUAGGAUGCCUAGCUACAUCAAACAUGGAAUACGUUUCCAAGUUCAGACUGGAAGCUCCUGCACCUAAGGCCAUGGUCACUAGAACUGCACUACGCAACCUGAGUAUGCAAAAGGGCUUCAGUGACAAAUUUUGCUAUGGUGACAUUACUGUUCACUUCAAGUAUUUGAAGGAAGGAGAACCAGACCACCAACUAGUUACUAAUGUGGAGAAAGAAAAAGAGUCUCACUUAAUUGAAGAAGUUUCUGUCCUCCCUAAAGAGGAGAACAUUACUGGACAGAUGAGCUCCCCAGAAACUAAGCAUAGUUUCCAGGACACUCAGUUCCAAAACCCAACGUGGUGCGAUUACUGUAAGAAAAAAGUUUGGACAAAAGCUGCCUCCCAAUGUAUGUUGUGUGCUUAUGUUUGCCAUAAAAAAUGUCAAGAAAAAUGUCUAGCUGAGACUCCUCUUUGUGGAGCAUCUGAGAGGCGGACAGACCGGAUUCUAAAAAAUCUGAGGCUGGAAGGUCAGGAGCCCCUCAUAGGCGUACCUCCUCGUGUUGAUGCUGAAACUAACAAGUCAGUCAAUAAAACAACAGGUUUGACACGGCACAUUAUCAAUACUAGCUCUCGUUUGCUAAAUUUGCGUCCAGUCUCUAAAAGUCGCUUUUCUGAACCUGGAACUGAUCUUGUAGAGCCCUCACCAAAACACACACCCAACACAUCAGACAAUGAAGGCAGUGACACAGAAGUCUGUGGUCCAAACAGUCCUUCCAAACGGGGCAACAACGCAGGAAUAAAGUUAGUGAGAAAGGAAGGUGGGCUGGAUGAUAGUGUUUUUAUUGCCGUUAAGGAAAUUGGCCGUGAUCUGUACCGGGGCUUGCCUACAGAGGAAAGGAUCCAGAAGCUAGAAUUUAUGUUGGAUAAACUACAGAAUGAAAUUGAUCAGGAGUUGGAACACAACAAUUCCCUUGCUAGAGAAGAAAAAGAAACAACUGAUACAAGGAAAAAAGCACUGCUAUCUGCUGCUUUGAUUAAGUCAGGUGAACGACUACAAGCUCUAACACUUCUAAUGAUCCACUACAGGGCAGGCAUUGAAGAUAUUGAAACUUUAGAAAGUCUGUCUUUAGACCAGCACUCCAAAAAAAUAAGCAAAUAUGCAGAUGAUGCAGAAGAAGACCUUGAUAGUGAAAUCAGCCAAUUGAUAGACUCUCAGCCAUUCAGCAGCAUCUCAGAUGACUUAUUUGGCCCGUCUGAGUCUGUGUAAUGGACCUACUAUUUAAACUUCGAAAUGAUUGGGAGAAAGAUGCAUCUAACUUAUCACGAAUGGAACUACAUUUCAGUUCUCUUGUAAUGCCUGCUUCUCCAGUUAUUUGCUUGUGUAAGAAAGAAUGAACAAAGUUUUCCAGCAAAAACAUGACCAGCUCACUAAAUCAGUUGUUUCAGAUUGCAUUUAUAGCUAUGCCUUUUUGGAUUUAUACUGGGGAAUUUAUUUUUACUAAUUUAUUUUUAACUUUUUCUAAUUAUGUAAUUAUGUAAGCUAACUUUUCAUGUUUAUGUGUAUGUGAUGUCUCACUGUUACUUUUUCUUCCUGUUCUUUUUGAAUUAAUCUUAAAUAGGAUACAGUCCAGAUCCUUGAAAUGCUUUUAUUUCCAUUAGGGUUGUAAUAACAAAUUUGCUGCAUGCCCAAAUUGACAAAAUCAAUCUUUGAGGGAAUAAGUUGUGGAUCUUUUGUGUUAUAUUUUGAGAUUUUGAGGGUUUUUUGUUUUGCCAAAUGUAAAAUGAAACCAGAUGCUACAGCUUUAAUCUAUUAUGCUGAUUUAGUUUAAAAAAAAAAAGAAAAACAUUUUUACAUAUGUUGCUUGCUUUCUAUGCUUCUGUGAAAUUUUUUUCUAAAGCUUUUGUGAACCUGAAAUACAUUACAAAUAGUGAUUUGAUGAACUUACACUGAAAAACAAAAUGUAACAGGGAAUAUUAAAUAACAUUUGGUCAAGAAUCUUACAGAAGGGGUAACAACAUUUAAUUACUGCAAAACAGUAGACAGUAGGAUUUUUGAAAUAUCUUUCAGAAUGUCAGUGCUUUCCGUUUAAGUAGAAGUUCUAAUAAGCAUUCAUGCUCUUUUUCAUCUUUAGUUUUCUCAUAGGAAGUAAAGCAUGUACAAGGAUAUUUAAAGUUUCAGCGAAUUGUUCUUAAAAUGAUGGUGUUGAUAACUAGCUUUGUUUUAAAAACAUUUUCACAUAGGAAUAUGUUGUAAAUGAGAGGGAUCAUGUAAAAUAUAUUUAUUGCUUCAUCUGGGGUUUUUAUAGCCUUAAAGGAAUGGUAAUCAUUCUGAAUGCUUCCAUAGUUCAGAAUGUCUUCACUCAUUAAAAGUAAAAGAAAUAACAAUAUUACAUAGGACUUGAGAACCAGUUCUCUGAAAAGAGCUACUCCAAUAUUGGAUCCAUCUAUGGAUGCCAGUGACACAUGACUGAGGGAAAAUACGUAAGCUUGACCUGUUAUUGUUAUACCUUAAAAGUGUGAGCCUGUUAACUUGCCUCAAAAUAAAUCUGUAUACAUUUUUUCCUUUAAUAGGAAAUGGCUCUGCUAACUUGAUACGUAAAUUGGCAUGAGUUUAAGAGUAGAUUGCACAGCUUUGAUGGCUGGCAGGAAAAGGCAGAGAAGAGCAGUAACACUGUGCCCAGCCUGUAGUCCGGACUCCAUUCAGGAGCUCUUCCAUUAAUGAACUCCGUGACCACCGACAGGCAAGUCACCGAGAGAGAGCUCACUGCAGUGGUUCCCCAUCUCCAGCGUGAGGGUGGUACUACUUCCUCUAACUACCUCACAGGAUUGUUACGAGGAAAAUAGUAGCAUAACUGCACAAGGGCUUUGAACAUAAAAGCUAUACAAAGAAAAACAUCUUUGCAGGCAGAAGUUAUUCCAAUUUUACACAAGUAGCCAACUUUCAUUCCCAUGCUAUUUUAUUAAGUGAAAUAUUAGGUCAAUAAAUACCUUCUAGGGAGAUCAGGUUUAUAACAGAAAUAUAUCUGGAUACCCCCCUGCUCAUUGUUUAUUUAAGCAUGCUCACAUUUUAACAGAACACUGGUAUUGAAGGCUUUCCACACCAAACUCCCUGAAAGCUAAAAUGUUCUACAGCAUCUACUUAAACAGUCUGCCCAGUGUAUAACCAUGUGUCAUCUUGUAAACAGUACCUUGCCAUUGUUAACCUGGGAGGUAGAGUGUCUAUAAUUGGCAGGUGUGCCUGGGUUAAACCAUGGUACCAAAGCAUCUUCCUGAAACCGAGUCAUUUGAAAGAGCUGUAGAAAUAAUGCAAAACUUUGGUCUCAUAAGAAUCUACUCAUGUUUUAAAGUAUUUAACUCUAGAACCACAGUUAUGGAAAGCUCAGUAAUGCUGCUAAUGAUAUUUGUAAAAUACCACCUUGAUGUAGCACAGUAUUUUUCUAUCUGCUAGCUGAAGCAGUAGAGGCAUCAUGGUUGUACUUUAGCGUAAGGAGGCUACACUGCAAACAGCCUAGAGUAGUGUGAAGUGUAGGCUUCAAUGGCAAAACUUGUAUUGUAUUACAUUACUGAUGUAAUCUUGCUGCCAUGCUAUGUUAUCAAUAGCUUAAAGAUAAUAAAGACUACUACACAAAAACA
Messenger RNA from Cavia porcellus (domestic guinea pig), 6086 nucleotides. RefSeq names its product PDZ domain containing 8 (gene Pdzd8). The coding region runs from base 256 to 3720 and encodes 1154 amino acids. Gene Ontology annotation, molecular function: protein binding; lipid binding. Gene Ontology annotation, biological process: mitochondrial calcium ion homeostasis. Lineage: Eukaryota; Metazoa; Chordata; Mammalia; Rodentia; Caviidae. Gene Ontology annotation, cellular component: mitochondria-associated endoplasmic reticulum membrane contact site. The record is from RefSeq and is a predicted model, not a curated record. The transcript is spliced from 5 exons.